Toxotes jaculatrix (banded archerfish) is the source of this 1086-nucleotide messenger RNA. It is a transcript of the gene necab3, whose product is annotated as N-terminal EF-hand calcium binding protein 3. The record is from RefSeq and is a predicted model, not a curated record. Gene Ontology annotation, biological process: regulation of amyloid precursor protein biosynthetic process. The coding region runs from base 1 to 1086 and encodes 361 amino acids. Gene Ontology annotation, cellular component: cytoplasm; Golgi cis cisterna; endoplasmic reticulum. Gene Ontology annotation, molecular function: calcium ion binding. NCBI's taxonomy places the organism in Eukaryota, Metazoa, Chordata, Actinopteri, Toxotidae. The transcript is spliced from 13 exons.
AUGCUGGCUUGUACGGAGAUGAUCACUAUGUGCCUGCAGUCCGCCAAACAGAAGCAUCUUCGGGCUCAGCAGCAACAGCAGCCGCUGCACAGCGCCGGCCAAGGGCUUACUAUCUUUCAUGAUAUUUUCCGCCGAGCAGACAAAAACGAUGAUGGCAAGCUGUCAUUUGAAGAGUUCAAUGCUUACUUUGCGGAUGGGAUCCUGACUACUGAGGAGCUGCAGGAGCUUUUCUACUCCAUAGAUGGCCGACAAAAUAAUAAUCUGGACACUGACAAGCUAUCAGAUUAUUUUUCUCAGCACCUGGGGGAGUAUCUCAAUGUCCUUUCAGCUCUGGAGAGCCUGAAUGUUGCCAUUUUAAAGGCAAUGGAUAAAACCAAAGAGGAGUACCAGGGUUCCAGUGUGUUGGGCCAGUUUGUCACCAGGUUCAUGCUAAGAGAGACAUCCAGUCAGCUGCUGUCCCUACAGAGGUCACUGCAGUGUGCCAUGGAGGCUGUGGAAGAGCAGAGCAGCCCUGCCCCAAGAGAGGUAAAGGCACCCGAACUGACAGCAGUACAGAGGAAUGGCAGGCGGUGUGGUCGGAGGGUUCAUAAUAGCCUGUGCAUGUCCCCAUCAGAUCCCUGCUCUGGCAUCCUGACCACCGGUGUGAAUAUGGAAGAUGGAGAGAACUGGUGCUCCCAAAUCAACAGGCUGCAGCAACUUCUGGAUAAACUGGAGUGUCAGGGUCCCAAGUUGGAGCCACUCAAAGAGGACACGCUGGCCAGCACGUACAAGUCUAACAUCCUGCUGGUUCAGAGGCAGAUGUCGGUGACCGAUGAAGAUCUGGACAACUUCCGGAAAGUUCUGAAAAGCUACAUCGAUGCCACCUCAGCCCACUCUGACAACCUGCAUGUGUCCGUUCAGAAGCUCCCGGGAAAGUCGUGUUACAUAAUGUAUGAGUUCUGGCAAGACCGCAUCUCCUGGAUGAGCUAUCUGCAGUCCAACAGCAGUAAAGAUUUCCAGCGCUGUGUCAUUGACAUGUUGGAGGAUGCUGAAGUAGUAUCUACUAUGUUGCUCCCAGCUUCCUGGUGGAUUAUGACUAACAACUAA